ACGAUACACCUAAACGUUACCAAAUGUUAAACAAUACAUGUAUCGUACGGCUAGGCUCGCAAAAAAAGAAAGUAUUGAUCCCGUUAAGAGCGACAGAGAGUCAGAAAUUGAGAUAAUAGGAUACAGCCUAAAACUAGGCGAGUGUAAUUUCCAGUUAACCCACUUGGCACAGAGAAGUUCAGCCGACUAACCAAAGGCGGCCUUUCAACAUCGCUACGAAUAAGAUUAUAAAUAAGGGCUGCGCCAAGCAACGUAGGGAAGGGUGUUUAGAUUUUACUGGGAGUCAGAGAUGAUUUUAGCCCGUGUACUUGUAUUUAUUGCCUUCGUGGGCCUAAUCUGGGCCGCUGAGGGGGUAGUAUUGGUGGGCCAACGGAUUUCUACCUGGCCGGAGGGAUGGGAAACACCUAUUAAGCGGCUCGUUGCUUCCGAAUGAGAUUUGAAUUGGGCCAGGCCAAUCUCUUCGUCCUGCGUGACAAGGAUGGCCAUACUAUCUGCUGGGAUGCAAAUGGCGGCGAUGGGAGGUCCUUGGAUAAAUAGCUCGUGGAUGCGCAGCUAACUCAGCAGUAUCACUUCGACCACCAAAGCGAAAGGAUCGUCGCAGGAUGAGUGACUUCAGUAUCGAGUACAUUUUGAACCGAGCCGGCGACAGAUAUGUGGGCACCAAUGCCUCCUUGGGAGUCCUGCAGCGACUUCGUGCCAGCUUGCCCUUCCAUCCGUACGCCCACCCAGCAUCUUAUUCCUCGAAGGAGUCUGCAGGUUCUCCUCCAGUCUCUGCUGCAGAGGCUCAGAUUCCCGUCUACGACUGGCUGCAGUACACCCGCUACCAUCCGCCCAAGUUGCCCAGGGCCCUCCGCCACAAUGCUCCCGCAAAAAGAACUCCUGGUCGCCUGCCCCGCAUCCCAUUUACUCCGCAGCAGCUGCAGGCCUUGGAAAGUGCCUACAAGGAGUCCAACUACCUAAGCGCGGAGGACGCUAACAAACUAGCGGACUCCUUGGAGCUGACCAACACGCGGGUCAAGAUCUGGUUCCAGAACCGAAGGGCUCGCGAGCGACGGGAGAAACGCGAAAAGGACGAGAGCUGCGACUCCACCUUCUCAUCGAACGCUUCCAGUCCGGAACCGGAAAUGAUCGUUGUAUCUUGAGCUGGGGAAGGAUAUCCAAAUGGACUGUAACUGUUAGGAAUUUAGUGGCUUUCUGUAAAUAUAAUUCAUAUACCUAACAAUAAAAAUAAGAAUAAAGAACAAAUCGACAAUAU
This is a messenger RNA of Drosophila yakuba, 1255 nucleotides long. RefSeq names its product homeobox protein vab-15. Gene Ontology annotation, biological process: regulation of DNA-templated transcription. The record is from RefSeq and is a predicted model, not a curated record. Gene Ontology annotation, molecular function: DNA binding; DNA-binding transcription factor activity, RNA polymerase II-specific. Bases 603 to 1142 code for a protein of 179 amino acids. The transcript has 2 exons. NCBI's taxonomy places the organism in Eukaryota, Metazoa, Arthropoda, Insecta, Diptera, Drosophilidae.